GAAUUCGGCGGCAGUCCAUCAAUACAACGACAUGGUGAUGGUUAGAGCAUUUAGAAAUAUUCCAGGCGGAGGAAAAGGUUUUUUAGAGUUGGUGCGCACAUAUUUUCGUCUGUACUGCGAGAAAUCCACAAUACACUGCGUGCGCUACUUGUAUGAUCCCCAUUUGCACAAUAUUGAGCGGCUCAUCUGGUGUGUGCUUCUAAUAGUGAGCUUGACUUUGUGCUGCAUUUUUUAUUUACUACUUUCUGAACGCUUCUAUGCACAGAAGCUUGAAACUGUUGUCGAGGAUCCACAAUAUCCUGUUUUCUAUGUGAAAUUUCCCGCAGUGGGCGUCUGUGCGGACAAUCGGAUCAACUGGAGCAAAUUGGAAGCGGCCAAAGCUCAGUUUUUACCUCAAAAUGCAAGCACAAAAGUAGAGGAUAUUUUCACACUUCUAGUGUCACGCAUGGAAACCCUACGCUUUGGUGAUUUUCAGUACAGUGAGACGGAAAUGGAAGAUCUUAAUCUGGAGGUACUGGACUUUAUCAACAUAACAUCGUUGGCUUUAUUUCUCACGCUGCGCUGCGAGGAUAUAAUCGUGCCGAAGACAUGCGAGUGGCGACGUGCCCCCUUCAAUUGCUGCGACUUCUUUAUUCUGGAAAAAACCGAGUAUGGUUUUUGUCUCGUCUUUAAUUCGGAACUAUCGCCCACAUCGCGGGACAUAAAAGCGCGGGAGGGCGGGAGCUUCUAUCCGAGACACAAUUCGAAAGCCGGUCAAGGAACAGGUCUGAAUUUUAAUAUUAUGCUACGUGAUAGUUUUAAGCGUCCCAAUUCAACGGCCAAGGAUAAUGUCUAUAUUAUGAUCAAAAAAUCGGAUCAAAUGAGCAAUGUAGUGUACUCCAUGACGCCGAAUACGGAGACUUACAUUACAGUGCGUCCCGAGAUAACCAACACGGAUGAGACCACACGCAAUAUGCCGCCAGAGCGUCGAAAUUGCCUGUUUUCUGACGAGCACACGGAUUUUGGAACUAGCGAUGUCACCAAACGAUUUAGUAAAGAAUUUUUGCUCACCAAUUGCCUUAAUCAUUGCCAUGAGUCCUAUUUGGUAAAAUUGUGCAACUGCUCAUUGCCUAUUUUCUUCGUAAGCAACUCCAAAGUGCCUGAUUGCACUGCGUCUAGCUUGCGUUGCCUAUCGCGGAACCAUGACAUUCUCAGCUACGAUAAACGGCAAGAGGAGGACGUUUAUUUCAGCGCCACCAAGCCGGGCAUGACGUGCUACUGCCUUGUCAGCUGUAAUCUAAUAGAAUAUUACACAGCCCUGACAACUUUGCCACUCCACAUUGAACAGGUAAAAAAGGAAACGUCCGAAAAACUCAUUAAGAUUGAUGUGCAUUACCAAAUCGAUACGAUUGUCAAAUAUCGCACAAGUCUCGAGUUCUCCAGCAUAGACCUAAUUGCCAAUUUGGGUGGCAUUUUCGGCUUGUGCCUAGGUGCCUCUAUGGUCAGCGCCGUCGAGCUGUUCUAUUACCUGACUCUGGGGUUCGCGUUGCAUUUGUACGACAAUGCCUACUACGGAGUAUUGUGGGAUGAAGUCAAAUUAAAG
Molecule: messenger RNA, 1582 nt
Organism: Scaptodrosophila lebanonensis
Lineage: Eukaryota; Metazoa; Arthropoda; Insecta; Diptera; Drosophilidae
Product: pickpocket protein 19-like
Exons: 8
Biological process (GO): sodium ion transmembrane transport
Cellular component (GO): membrane
Molecular function (GO): ligand-gated sodium channel activity
Source: RefSeq, a predicted model, not a curated record